Molecule: messenger RNA, 4340 nt
Organism: Nothoprocta perdicaria
Lineage: Eukaryota; Metazoa; Chordata; Aves; Tinamiformes; Tinamidae
Product: receptor-type tyrosine-protein phosphatase epsilon-like
Exons: 27
Coding region: 67-3459 (1130 amino acids)
Biological process (GO): protein dephosphorylation
Molecular function (GO): protein tyrosine phosphatase activity
Source: RefSeq, a predicted model, not a curated record
GACGGGUGAACUGAGAGGUUGCGAGGGGCCUGAGACCUCAGCCGUGCCCUGGGACUUUGGGCGAACAUGGCCCCGAUAUGGGCCUUUCUCCUGGUUCUUGCACCUCUGCUGGCUGCCUGGGAGCAGGAUGAGCCUGGAACUGACAUCCUAGAAGAAGCCGAGGAAACAGGAACAUGCAAAAUCCCCUCCCACUGGGACCCCAACCUGCAGUUUGCCCCUGAGAAGACCAGCUAUGCCUUGAAUGAUGUGGUGCAGCUGAGCUGUACUGGGGGCUACCAGCCGUCAGUCCCUGCGCUCAAGUGCGUUUCCAUCGGGAGCCAGACCUUGUGGAAUGGGACUGCUAUGUGUGAGGGAACAUGCCAAAAGCCUCGGUGGGGUCAAAAAGUCCUUCUGGAACCAGAUCACUCAACCUACAAAAAGAAUGAAGAAGUCAGUCUGAGCUGCCCGCGGGGCCUCCUUCCGGAAUUCUCCCUUGUCAAAUGUUCAGAGACUGACCCAGCUGUGGGCUAUACUAGAUCUGUCAAAGACGUGUGGCUUGGUAGAAACACCACAGGUCACUGGAUCCAAAUUCAGAAACCCGUGAAGUGUGUCAGAGCAUGCCAAAGGCCUCAGUGGGAUCAAAGUCUCCAGCUGACACCGGACCAUUCAAUCUACAAAAAGAAUGAAUUUGUCAAUCUGAGCUGCCCCUGGGGUCUCCUUCCAGACUUCUCCCAAGUUACAUGUUCAGAAGCUGCCCAGUCCAUGGGCUAUCCUGGAUCUACUAACAGAUACACGUGGAAGGGGAAAACAAGGACUGGUGACUGGAUCCAAAUUCAGACAGCUGUGAGGUGCACUGGAACAUGCCAAAGACCUCAAUGGGAUCAAAGUCUCCAGCUGACACCAGACUAUUUGUUCUACAAAAAGAAUGAAUUUGUCAUUCUGAGCUGCCCCUGGGGUCUCCUUCCAGACUUCUCACAAGUUGUAUGUUCAGAAGCUGCCCAGUCCAUGGACUACCCUGGAUCUACCAACAGAUACAUGUGGAAGGGGAAAACAAGGACUGGUGACUGGAUCCAAAUUCCGACAGCUGUGAGGUGCACUGGAAUGUGCCAAAGACCCCGAUGGGAUCAAAGUCUCCACUCCAGCGGCGCUCACGGCAUCUCCCGGUCGCAAGGCACGGCCGUGCUCCCGCUGCGCCCCAUCGYGCAGCCCCACGCGGCACAGAGCGAGCACCAGCUCGUCGUUGCCCAGGGCCAGGAGCCCUCCGCGCUGGCCGGCGUCUGCUCCGCGGAGCUGCAGCCCUUCAACGCCAGCCGGCAGCCGCGGGCGUACGUGGCCGCCGUGCUCAACCUCACGGCUCCCACCGACUUCGUGCUGGGCGACGGCUCGCGCCGCCACGGCUACUACAACGCUCCCCUGCAGCCCGACGGCAACUACACGGUCCUGCUGCGCCUCGUGCGCCGCGGGCAGCAGGCGGAGAAGUUCACCUGUGUCGGCUACAGSGUCUCUGCUGGACAGGAGCCGAUCUCUCAGCUUGUCAGGAUGGUGGUGGUUAUAGCAGUGGUGCUGGUCGUGGCACUCCUGGCCCUGGGGAUUUUGCUGCUCUUCAGGAGGAAGCGUAGCACUUCAAAAGCCUAUGAGAGGAACAGCACCAUCCCCAUGAGGAAAUGCCGAGGAGGUGCAAACAAGAUGAAUACACGGGUCCCAGUGGAGGAACUGCUGGACGUUCUGAAAAAGUUCAAGAGGGAAGAAUUAGAGGCAGAGCAAACAGACGAUGAAUCAGUGAACAGGCCUGGUGCUGGGCGUCUGGGAGAGUAUCAGAACCUGGUCUCCACUUUGCUGCAUCCCUGCGAUGCUGGGAAGGAACUAUGCAAUCAGGACAAGAACCGCUACAAGAACGUUGUCCCAUAUGAUCACUGCCGUGUGGUGCUGCAGUCCUCUGGCACUGGCAAUGACUACAUCAAUGCCAGCUACGUGGAGAGCUACCAGAGUCCACGCUUCUUCAUUGCAGCUCAAGGCCCCUUGCCUGGAUCCGUGGUGGAUUUUUGGCAGAUGAUCUGGCAGGAGAAGACUUCAGUCAUUGUGAUGCUGACAGACUUAGUGGAGCAGAACAAGACCAAGUGUGAGCAGUACUGGCCAGAGCAGGAGCAGGUCUACGGAGACUUCACAGUCACAAUCAACAACACGAGGUCCACCACAGGUCUCAUCACACGCACGUUCUGCCUGAAGAAGACAGGCUGUGCUCUCCCAAGAAUGGUGGAGCAGCUUCACUAUCUGCUAUGGCCAGAUCAUGGGGUCCCCAGGAACCCUACCCAGCUCCUGUACUUAGUGGAGAAGGUGAACAGGAAGGUGUCAGAAAACCCUACUGGUCCUGUGUUGGUUCAUUGCAGUGCAGGGAUUGGGCGGACUGGUACCUUCAUUGCCUUGGACUUCCUCCUGAAGAUGGGAAAGGCCCAGGGCAAGGUGGAUGUGUUCCAGUGUGUGCAGAAGCUGCGGGAGCAAAGGGUCAGCAUGGUGCAGACCAAGGAGCAGUACACCUUCUUGUAUGAGGUGUUGCUCGAAGGCCUGCUCUGCGGCAGCACCGGGGUCCCCGUGGAGAGUAUCAACAGCCACAUCAGCCACCUACGAGAAGCUGAGACCCAGAGGCAGAACAUGCUCGAGAAGGAGUUCAAGGCCCUGCAGAAGUUUUCCGAGUUCUUCCAGCUCCUGCCAUGCAGAGAAGCAGAGAAACCCAGCAACCAGCCCAAGAACCGCAAGCCAGGGAUCCUGCCAGCGGAUUCCUGCCGGCCCAUCCUCAUGUCCUCCCUGAACGCAGAUGGCUCCCCAAGUUACAUCAACGCAGUGUUCACCGAUACAUACACUGAGGAAGACAGAGUCAUCGUUACCCAGCUGCCGCUUCCAGACACACUGGUGGAUUUCUGGGCUCUGGUCUGGGAUUACACCUGCACAUUAGUGGUCAUGCUAAACCAACUCCAGGAGCUGGACCAGACAUACGUGGAGUUCUGGCCUGCCCAGGGGGAAGCUAUUUACGGCCGUUUCCAUGUCCAGAUGAUCUCAGAAGAGCCUGGAGCUGGCUUCACAGUCUGGACACUUGCUCUGACCAACAGGCAGCAGCCCAAGAAAUGUGCACUGAAAGUCCAGUUCUGUCAGCUGGAGGACUGGCCUAUGAAGCAAAACCUUCCCCCAUGCCCUGCCACCAUCAUCAGCUUGCUGGGGAAGGUGGGGACACACCAGCGACAGAACCAAGAUGCACACAUACUCGUCACUUGCUGGGACGGUGCCAGUCGAAGUGGGAUCUUCUGUGCUGCCAAUUUCAUCUGUGAGCAGAUCCAAAGUGAAGGGCUAGUGGAUGUGUCCCAGGCCGUGAGGAUGUUGAAGAGACGGCGGAGACAGAUGAUUAAGGAUGUGGAACAGUAUCAGUUUUGCUACGAACUGGCUCUCGUUUACUUGAAUUCAUUUGAAACCUAUGGAAACUUCAAGUAGAGAUAUGGCCACCUCUCAUCUCUGGCCAGGACUCCAUCUCUCUGCCAGUGACUCUGGAAACCAGAGGAGAUAGGAUGGGUGUACACUUUACUCCUGUAUCAUUUGCAGCUGGACAAGCCACAUUGGUCUGUCUCCAAGUUGUGUGGUCACUGAUCAGACUUUGAAGCUGGAACCCUGCCCUUUGCCCAGAGUUUGGAUUGGAACUUACUUGUACUUGCAGCCUGGAUGUGCAGGCUGGAGAGGAGACUCUGAGAUUUGACCUGGGAUGGAAAGAACAAGUUGCCCUGGAUCCCCUUUCCCUUUAGGCGGCUGUAUGGGAGAAGAAGUAGCUCCACCAAUACAAGAUUAUUCCACCAAUUGAUCAAAUGAUCUGUCAUAUCUACAGGGUUCAGGAGCCUGAUCUCACUGUCCUGCACUGGGAUAAGCAGAAAGCCCAAGGCCAGGAAGAGCUAGGGAAAGGAAAAAACACAGCCUUGUAGGACUCUCCUACUUCAAAAUCCCUUCCUCAAAAGUGCUGUGUUGAUUGUCCCAGGUGCUAUAGUUUUACUAGCUCUGGGGAGGUUCCCUCACCAUUUUUUCUGUCUCUACUACAGUGGUCCCUCUAACUUAGCAUCUAGGUUUGGGUACCUUUAGAAACAUGGAAUCAUUAUGGUUGGAAAAGACCUUCAAGAUGAUCGAGUCCAACCAUUAACCCAUCACCAUCCUGCCUGUUAAAUCAUGUCCCUAAGCACCUCAUCUACAUGUUUCUUGAACUCUGCCAGGGAAAGUGACUCCACUGCUUCCAUGGGAAGCCUGUUCCAAUGCUUCACCACUCUUUCUGUGUAGAAUUUUUUCCUAAUAUUUAACCUGAAUCUCCCCUGACAAAUCUUAAGCCCAUUUCC